UCAUCCUCCUCAGACGAGUCGUUAUCGUUGAGGGCUUCCUUGUUGAGGUUGGUUCUAUUAGGGAGUGUCGGACAUAGAGAGGAAACCAAGGGUUUGAAGAUGGAAACAGAGCCGUGUUCUAUCUGUCUCGACAAUCUCGUCGUCUCCAGUCGUUCGAACUCGAAACGUGGUGUACCUACACGCAUGACCUGUUCCCAUGUCUUCCACGAUGGUUGUCUCUUGGAGUGGCUUCAACGCAAAAACACUUGCCCUUUGUGUCGGACUGUGCUGUACGAUCGGUCUACGAUUUUGAACAAUGUGGAUUGAAAUUAAGGUUUCGAAGAGGACGUUGGAUGUCGUAGUUCCCAAAAUAUGUAACUUUGUUUUUUUUUUCGUUUAGGGUUUUGAAUCGAUUGAAAGUGAUGAAAUUUAAUAGCAUCAGUACUUACUUCUUAUUACAUAAAUCUCCAAAGUCAAACAUAACUCAAAUGGUUUUAUGAUCACAUACAAGUAACAAAUUAAGUCUUUCU
Molecule: messenger RNA, 509 nt
Organism: Brassica napus (rape)
Lineage: Eukaryota; Viridiplantae; Streptophyta; Magnoliopsida; Brassicales; Brassicaceae
Product: E3 ubiquitin-protein ligase RNF126-like
Exons: 1
Cellular component (GO): endomembrane system
Molecular function (GO): ubiquitin protein ligase activity
Source: RefSeq, a predicted model, not a curated record